This is a messenger RNA of Dermochelys coriacea (leatherback sea turtle), 884 nucleotides long. RefSeq names its product phosphoglycerate mutase 2. The record is from RefSeq and is a predicted model, not a curated record. Bases 1 to 834 code for a protein of 277 amino acids. The transcript is spliced from 3 exons. NCBI's taxonomy places the organism in Eukaryota, Metazoa, Chordata, Testudines, Dermochelyidae. Gene Ontology annotation, molecular function: intramolecular phosphotransferase activity. Gene Ontology annotation, biological process: glycolytic process.
AUGGGGAGGUGUGGUUGCAGCUGUCACAGAGCUGGGCUCUCUGGGCACGCUGCCCUCCCUGCCCCGAAGAUGCCGACCCACCGGCUGGUGAUCGUGCGCCACGGCGAAAGCACCUGGAACCAAGAGAACCGCUUCUGUGGCUGGUUCGAUGCUGACCUGAGCGAGAAGGGGGCGGAGGAAGCGCGGCAUGGGGCCCAAGCCCUCCGGGAGGCGGGCUACGAGUUUGAUGUCUGCUACACCUCGGUGCUCAAGAGGGCCAUCCGCACCCUCUGGGCCAUUCUGGAUGGCAUCGACCAGAUGUGGCUGCCCGUGGUGCGCACCUGGCACCUCAACGAGCGCCACUACGGGGGCCUGACUGGCCUCAACAAGGCUGAGACCGCCGCCCGUCACGGCGAGGAGCAGGUGAAGAUCUGGCGGCGCUCCUACGACAUUCCUCCGCCCCCCAUGGAUGAGCAGCACCUCUACUACCAGGUCAUCAGCAAGGAGAGGCGCUACGCAGGCCUGAAGCCCGGGGAGCUGCCCACAUGCGAGAGCCUCAAAGACACCAUCGCCCGAGCCCUGCCCUUCUGGAAUGAGGAGAUCGUCCCCCAGAUCAAAGCUGGCAAGAGGGUGUUGAUCGCCGCCCACGGGAACAGCCUGCGUGGCAUCGUCAAGCACCUGGAGGGGAUGUCUGACGCCGCCAUCAUGGAGCUGAACCUGCCAACCGGGAUCCCCAUUGUGUACGAACUGGACGAGAGCCUGAAGCCCACCAAGCCCAUGCAGUUCCUUGGCGACGAGGAGACCGUGCGCAAGGCCAUGGAGGCUGUGGCGGCUCAGGGCAAGGUCCAGAAGUGAGCGGGAGGGAGAGCAGCCAGGGCAAUAAACCCAUGAAACCCGCCUGAGUG